Plodia interpunctella (Indianmeal moth) is the source of this 1271-nucleotide messenger RNA. RefSeq lists its product as uncharacterized. The transcript has a single exon. The record is from RefSeq and is a predicted model, not a curated record. Lineage: Eukaryota; Metazoa; Arthropoda; Insecta; Lepidoptera; Pyralidae. The coding region runs from base 287 to 1054 and encodes 255 amino acids.
ACUAAUAAAAGUCACGUUGACAAAACUUUUUGCGACGCAAAUGUCAUGCAUUUUACGAAAUACAAUACCAGCCCUGAUAUAAAGAUAGUAAUCGCUAAAGUUGCUUUCCAAGUUGAUUAGUUCUGUGACGUGGUGUCCGAUCCAUGCAGUGGUGUGUGUUGCGUGUCGGCGAGCACCGGUCAGGAGGACUACCGCGCUUGAGCCGCCCGCAGCAGGGAGGGGCGGCAUUCCACCCAAGGUCAGCGGCGGCUGUCGGCCAGCGGGCCCGCGCGCCUCCGCACGCCCCAUGCUGCCCGCCCCACUCGCGCCGCUCGACCCGCGAAAAACACGCGCGCUCACCACCAUCUACGCGCCGCGGAAACUCCGCGCGCGCAAACACAAGACGGCGCAAACCAGGAUGCUAGACAACGACAUCCCCAUCAAACCUACCUUAUCACCGUUUCACCCUCUCCCCGCGAUUGGACAGAAAAGUGACAAACCCAAGACUAAAGUCAUCGUUUUCGAUCUCAACAACUCUGAAGGACUGGAUAACAACUCUAUAAAACUACACGAUGUCCUUAAACCACUAACGCCGUUGAGGAUACAUGGAUACGCCAGAAAAAGCUCUUUAGAUCUUGAUAGAAAACCUCAACAACUGCUCAGAGAGAACACGUACGAUGUCAUAGAACCAAUUUAUCUAAAUGCUGCUAAAGUGAGGAAGAGAGACACGUCAAUAACGAGGACAAGUUUAACACCGAUGGCUGCUGAUUCUGAGAAUACGGAAAAAGAAGCCCCGAAAGAGAGUGAACAAAAAUUGUCGCCCAAAACGAGGUUCAAGAAGGCGGCGAUUCAAGUCGCGAAACUCUCGUCGUUGCCAGAAACAGGGAAGUUAUUAUGUUUAAGAGAAAGACAAACUUUUAAUAUUUGUAAGAAAGAUGGCAAAUCUUCGUGUAAACUGGAAGAGCUGCCAAAAAGUCCAACUCAGAAACUAAAUAAACUAACAGAAAUAUUUCAGGGUCUCGAAAUGAAUGGACGGCAAAGGGACAAGCUGAAAAAGGAGAAUAGUUGGUUCUAAUUACUAUAGGUUAAGGAAGAGUGAUUUUAUUUAUCUGUUUUCUAUGUGAAGAAGAAUUUAAAGAAGAGAAAAGUUAAGUGAUAACUAGUUAAAUAAGAGUUCGUCUAUUUUCGUUGAAACCGUGUAAUGUUUAUGAGACAUUGUUGCUCAAAUUUUGGUGUCGCGCGUGCUAGGUGUACACUCGCGUACAUGUUUUAUUAAAGUGUGUAUUUUAUAA